AUGGAUAUGCAGUUCCCCGUUUUACCUAAGGAUGAGUUCGUCCUAUAUGCUACCGUUUGUGCCGUGCGGAAUGGUGGUGAUGAAGUUGGACGUCAUCUUCUUGGCCGUCUCAAAUUGACACUCAACGAGCCGGGAACUCCAGGUUAUGUUACCUCGCGCGGCAAUAUCAAUCCGGAUACUUUCCAUGUCUACGAGAAAUAUACCGGCCGUGAGGCUUUGAGAAGCAUAUUGCUAGCCAGGAAUUCAAGAACUUCGCGGCCUCCGGGCUGCUCGUUGGGCCACCUGCACCGAAGCCCCUGA
Messenger RNA from Penicillium daleae, 300 nucleotides. RefSeq names its product putative quinol monooxygenase. The coding region runs from base 1 to 300 and encodes 99 amino acids. The record is from RefSeq and is a predicted model, not a curated record. NCBI's taxonomy places the organism in Eukaryota, Fungi, Ascomycota, Eurotiomycetes, Eurotiales, Aspergillaceae. The transcript has 2 exons.